UAUUUGCAGAAGAGAAGCUAGGGCUUGUUUGCAGAGGCGAACAAGUGAGCAGAAAAUCAUCCUCAAAAGAUGGCGUCGGCGGCUCCAGUUGUUGAAUCUGUACAGUGUUUUGGGCGCAAGAAGACUGCGGUAGCGGUUACUCACUGUAAGCGCGGCCGUGGUUUGAUUAAGAUCAAUGGUUCCCCGAUCGAACUGAUCGAGCCUGAGAUCCUUCGAUACAAGGCAUACGAACCUGUUCUCCUCCUAGGUCGUCACCGAUUCGCUGGCGUGGAUAUGCGUAUCCGCGUGAAGGGAGGCGGUCACACCUCGCAGAUUUACGCAAUUCGUCAGAGUAUUGCGAAAGCCCUGGUUGCUUUCUAUCAGAAGUUCGUUGACGAGCAGUCGAAGAAGGAGAUCAAGGAUAUCCUGAUGAGGUACGAUCGGACUCUACUUGUUGCUGAUCCCAGGCGUUGCGAGCCUAAGAAGUUUGGUGGUCGUGGUGCCAGAUCUAGAUUCCAGAAAUCAUACCGUUAAGGAGGUACAAGAAAUGUCAUGCCAGCAAAAAUGCUCCAAUUUUCAGUUUUUAUUAUUUUUACUGUUUGAAUUAAUCUUCUUUCUAUGUUAUGAUGUUUUCUGGAGACUUUGAUAAUCUUAUGUUUUGUUAUCUAUGCUGGUUGAUCUGAGAACUUGUUUUUAGUUUCAUAAUAUCUGCUUCUAAUUAUGGACAAAGCAUUUUUGAUCUUAUACAAUUCGUAUCAAUUUUGUUUCUACAA
Messenger RNA from Impatiens glandulifera, 752 nucleotides. Its product is annotated as 40S ribosomal protein S16-like. The record is from RefSeq and is a predicted model, not a curated record. The transcript has a single exon. Gene Ontology annotation, biological process: maturation of SSU-rRNA from tricistronic rRNA transcript (SSU-rRNA, 5.8S rRNA, LSU-rRNA); translation. Gene Ontology annotation, cellular component: ribosome; cytosolic small ribosomal subunit. NCBI's taxonomy places the organism in Eukaryota, Viridiplantae, Streptophyta, Magnoliopsida, Ericales, Balsaminaceae. Gene Ontology annotation, molecular function: structural constituent of ribosome; RNA binding. The coding region runs from base 70 to 513 and encodes 147 amino acids.